Molecule: messenger RNA, 1428 nt
Organism: Plasmodium gallinaceum
Lineage: Eukaryota; Apicomplexa; Aconoidasida; Haemosporida; Plasmodiidae
Product: S-adenosyl-methyltransferase, putative
Exons: 1
Coding region: 1-1428 (475 amino acids)
Biological process (GO): rRNA base methylation
Molecular function (GO): rRNA (cytosine-N4-)-methyltransferase activity
Source: RefSeq, a predicted model, not a curated record
AUGUAUAAAUUAUUAGCCAUUCUUAUUUGCUUAAUUAACAAUUAUAAAUGUUAUAAAAUCAAAAAUUGGAAAAAUUAUUGUGAACCUUUUCAUUUAAAUUAUUUAGUUAAAAAAAGUAAAGUUUCUUAUAAAAGUAAUAAAUUCACUAAUUCUUUUUUUUCAUUAAGGAAUAAUGUAAGAGAAGAAAAUGAAUCUAAUAUUUAUGACAAGUCAUAUGUUUAUCAUACACCUGUUUUACUGAGUGAAGUAAUCCAAUAUAUAAAUAACAAAGAAGAAUGUAACAAAUUAAAUGAAUGUAUUAAUAAUUCUGAUAAAAUUGAGUUAAAGUUAAAUUCAAGUCCUUCAAAUAAAAAUAUAACUAAUUUAAAUAUAAACAAACGAUGUAUUGAUAAAGAAAAAUGUUUUUUAUAUGAAAGCAAAGAUUUAAAAGGAAUGGAAAAGAAAAAUUUAAGAAAUUACGAUUCGAUAAAAUCAUUUCAUAUAAGUAAAGAACAAAAAAACACAAAUGGUGGAGAAGAAAAUAACUAUUAUAUUGAUGCAACUCUGGGAGGAGGUGGCCAUACUUUAGAAAUUUUAAAAAAAAUAGAAAAUUCGAAAGUUAUAGCGAUAGAUAAAGAUAUAGAAUCAAUUUAUUACAACAAAUUAAAAUUAAAAAAUUAUAUAGAUAAAAACAGACUAUUCCUUAUACAUGGUGAUUAUAGAAAUAUUUUGCAUUUGCUAAAUUAUAAUUCUUUACCAUUAUCAAAUUAUAGUGGAAUAUUAAUAGAUUUAGGAGUAUCAUCUCAUCAAUUAAAGAGUAUUAGACGGGGUUUUAGUUAUAAAUAUAACGGUAUUCUAGAUAUGAAUAUGAAUAAGUAUACGGAAGAAGAAUUUGUAAAUUCUUAUUUUUCUAACAAAAAUUAUAGUACUAUUUCAAAUAACAGUGACAAUAUAAAUAAUAAAAUACAUAACAUUUUAAACACAUAUAGCUUAAAAAAAUUAAAAUUUAUUAUAGAAACAUUUGGUGAAGAAAAAAAAGCUUUAAAAAUAGCAAAGAAAAUAGUUCAAUGGAGGAAAAAUAAUGGAAAGAUAGUUACAACAUAUGACUUGAAACAUAUUGUCCUUUUAACUUGUAAAAAAAAUUAUAAAUCAAAUAAUAAAGUUUUAUCAAGAGUUUUUCAAUCCUUUAGAAUUUAUAUUAAUGAUGAAUUAAAAGCUUUAAAGGAAUUCUUAAUUUCUGCACAUAAAAUAUUAAAACCAACAAAAAGGUUAAUAACUAUAUCAUAUCAUUCAUUGGAACAUAUGUGUAUUGAAAAAUUUGUUGAAAGAAAAAAGAAGCUAUGGAUAAAAAUUAAUAAGAAUGCCAUAACUCCUAGCGAAAAUGAAAUAAAGUUAAACAAUUCUUCUAGAUCUGCAAAAAUGUUUGUUUUUGAAAAAAGGAAGUAUUGA